AUUCUUUUAUCAAUAUUUAGCUACGUUUCUCGUGAAAAUAUUUUUAUAGUUAAUUUAACUGCAUUCAUAUUUGGAAUUGUGAUUGGAUUUACGGGACCAAAUCUUGAGCUUUUUAAGUCUGACAACUCACCAUUACCGUCUGGGAAAAUAACAAUAGAAGAAGAAUCGUGGAUCUCAUCGUUAGCUGCUUUUGGUGCCAUUGGCUUCACACUUUUCUACGGGUUCAUUUCAGAGAAAUGUGGACGAAAAAUUGCCAUUCUUCUUAUUGGAAUUCCACAAACUACCAGUUGGAUCAUCAUGGCCUUUGCUUCGUCUGUCAAUCACAUUUAUAUUUCUCGACUACUUUCUGGAGUUGCUGGUGCCGGCUGGUUCUUUGUAGUGCCAGUUUACAUAGCAGAAAUAGCUGAUAAAACGAUUCGUGGUGGUCUUUGCGCAUCGUUCUCUGUUAUUUGUAACACUGGAAUCUUUUUGGAGUUUAUUCUCGCUGAGUACAUGGAUUUCCGAGACGCUGCAAUCUUGAUUGGAAUUGUGUCAUUAGUUUUUGUGAUCGGCUUUACAUUCAUGCCUGAAUCUCCGCAAUAUUUGAUUUCAAGAAAACGAUACGACGAAGCAGAAAUCUCUUUCAAGUUCUUCAGAGGACUGCAAGCAAAUGAACAAUUGCCACAACAUUUGCAAGAAGAUUUCGAUUCGAUUAAAGAAAUUGGAAAAGAUGAUGGAGAAGAAAAGCAAAUCAGAGAUCUUUUCAAACACAUCGUGAAGCCGGGAGUGAUGAAAACCGUCUUCUUAGCUUGUGUUGUUUGCAAUUUCCCACUUUUGUCUGGUUGCUUCGUUCUAAUCACUUACAAUCAAGGAAUCUUCAAAGCUGCUGACGUUGGAGUUUUAAGCGUCUUUUGGUCAUCGCUGGCUUUCGCUUUCAUUCAAAUUGUCGCUUCAGUUUUCACAGCGAAAUUUGUUGAUCGAGUGGGGAGACGAAAGAUUUUAAUUAGUUCAUCAUUAUCAUCAGCAUUUUGCUUGGCAGUUUUUGCAACGUACAUGUACAUCAAAACAGAAACAAAUGUUGACUUAACGUCACUGUCAUGGGUCAAAUGGAUCCCCGUUAUCAGUUUACUUGUAGAAGUCUUUGUAAGUUCCAUAGGAAUCAUUCCUGUGCCGAACUUUUAUGGACCUGAAAUACUGGAUCAGAAGAGAACGAGCAGAAGAAAUCAAUACAUUUGUGCUUUCUUUGUCAACACCAUAGCUGUGUCGCAUGGUUGCGUGGUCGGUUGGUUAUCUCCAUUCAUACCUUAUCUUCAAUCAUCACAAUCUCAUCUCACCACAGGGCCUGUAACUUCAAAUGAUGUUUCUUGGAUUGGAUCACUGAUGCCUUUAGGUGGAUUUAUCGGAACGACAGUUUUUGGAACGAUAACAGAGAGGCUUGGAAAAAGAAUUUCAUUGUUUAUGCUUCUUGUUCCACACUUGAGCUUUUGGUGUUUGAUUUAUUUCUCAACAAAUGUAAGUCAUCUUUACAUAGCCAGAAUUUUAGGUGGAAUAACUGGAGGUGGAAGUAUGAGAAUUCUUCCACUCUACAUAACUGAAAUAUCUGAAAACAAAAUCAGAGGAACGCUUGGGUCUUUUUACGUCUUAAGCUUGAGCUUAGGAACAUUUCUAAUGUUCGUCAUGGGAACUUAUUUUAACUUUUUUAUUGUCCCUCUGAUCAUUCUGAUUUUCCCAUCGAUAUUUUUCAUCUCAUUAUUCUUUCUCCAUGACACACCAACGUCUUUAAUAUCACGAAAAAAAUUUGAUGAGGCUUUCAUCGCUCUGAAAUUCUACAGAACAUGUGGAAAGGAAAAACAGGAAAAUGUUCAUGAAGAAUUUGAGCUUUUACGAAAAGCUUUGCAAAAGGAAGAUGACAAAAAGUGGACAGUCGAAGAUUUUGCAUCAAAAUCAGCACAAAAAAGUUUCUUAUUGGGUUUGUUUUUGAUAUUCUUGAAUCAAUUUUCUGGGACCUUUGCCAUUAUGACUUACACAGCUGAAAUAUUUAGAGCUUCCGGUUCAAGUUUGAAACCAAAUGAGUCAUCAAUGAUAAUUGGCUUCAUUCAGUUGGUUGGUGUUUAUGUGUCAACGAUCUGCGUUGACCGCUUUGGUCGAAAGAUCUUGAUGUCAAUUUCUUGUUUCGGAACAUCGAUUUUUUUAUUUAUCUUAGGAAGUUAUUCUUAUCUUAAUGCUUCUGGGUUUGAUAUCAGUAAUUUGUCAUGGAUUCCCAUUCUCAGUUUAUCGCUUGUUAUCUUUCUUGCAUCACUUGGAGUCAUCUCACUUCCCUUCAUCAUGAUAACGGAAUUGAUGCCUAGCAAUGUAAAAAGAUUUAUUCACGUUACAAUAGCAAUUGCAAUUUUUCUCUCACGUUCUUUUAUCUUUAUGGUAGUGAAUAUUAUAACUUUAUCUCAUGGAUGCAUCGUAGGAUGGCUUUCACCUUUCAUACCUUAUCUACGUUCAUCAGAAUCUCAUCUAACAUCGGGGUCAGUGAACUCGAAUGAUAUUUCUUGGAUUGGUUCAUCACUAAGUAUUGGAGGGCUUGUUGGAACGAUUGUCUUCGGAAGAAUUGCACAGAAAUUCGGUACUAAGAAAGCUUUAAUUCUUCUCGCCUUUCCACACAUUAUUUUUUGGCUUUUGGUGUUCUUUUCAACAAAUGUUUACCAUCUUUACCUCGCGAGAGGAUUUGCUGGUUUAAGUGGGGGUGGAAUCAUUCGAAAUAUCUCAUUGUAUGUGACUGAGAUAUCUGAGAACAAAAUCAGAGGGAAACUAGGAAGCUACAUGGUAUUGUGGUUUAGUGCUGGAAUUUUAUUGAUUUUUGUUAUAGGAACUCAUUUGAGCUUCUUCGUAGUGCCACUUGUAUUGGUAUUGCUUCCGAUCUCAUAUUUUUUCGGAAUUUUAUACUUUCCUGACACUCCAACUUCAUUGAUAACGUUCAAGAAAAGUGAAGAAGCUUGGAACUCGCUGCUUUUCUUCCGCACUUACGGGAAACAUUCAACUGCAACUGCAAGUGUUGUAGAAGAAUUCAACUUAUUAAAAACUACAUUGGAGAAGAAAGAUUACGAAAAAGUGGAGCUUGAUGAUUUCAUGACAAAACCAGCAAAGAAAGCUCUCGUCAUUGCAAUGUUUCUGAUGUUUCUCAAUCAGUUUUCUGGAACAUUUGCUGUAAUGACUUAUACAGCUGAUAUUUUUAAGCAUUCCGGUUCCGAUAUAAGUGCAAAUAAUUCGUCAACUGUUGUAGCUGUCUUACAAUUGAUUGGGGUUUAUUUAUCAACAAUUUUUGUGGAACGUUGUGGAAGAAAAAUUUUAAUGACAAUAUCAUGUACCGGAGCGUCGUUAUUUCUGCUUAUCCUAGGAACAUAUUUUUAUAUUAAAACAUCAUUUGAUGAAAUGAACCAAUAUUCGUGGAUACCAGUUGUAAGCUUAUCGCUGUACAUUUUCCAUGCUUCUUUUGGCAUCAUUUCACUCCCAUUCGUCAUAACCACGGAGUUGCUACCGAACAAGGUGAGGAAAGCGGCAUGCACAAUAUGUAUGAGUGCUAUAACUGUUCUGGCUUUCAUCGUUCUCAAGAUAUAUCCACCUUCAGUUAAACUUAUUGGAAUUUAUGGAUGCAUGUGGUUUUUCUCAGCUAUUUGCCUUCUUGGUGCUAUUGUUACGAUUAUAUUCAUACCUGAAACUAAAGGAAUAAGUUUGAUAACUUCCGAUGAAGAGAGCCAAAAAAUGUUACCAAAACCAAAAGAAAAGAAUGCUGUGGUGAAAGCACAACAACUUUAAACCAAUGCGAUAAUUUAUAGCUUGAACUCUACAUUUUUCAAUUACAUAUUUAGAUAUUUAUUUAUUUUUCGGAAAAAAUAAAAUAUUUCAAAUCAUAA
Messenger RNA from Clunio marinus, 3881 nucleotides. The record is from the annotation of a GenBank genome assembly. Lineage: Eukaryota; Metazoa; Arthropoda; Insecta; Diptera; Chironomidae.